Molecule: messenger RNA, 2912 nt
Organism: Erpetoichthys calabaricus (reedfish)
Lineage: Eukaryota; Metazoa; Chordata; Cladistia; Polypteriformes; Polypteridae
Product: interferon-induced protein 44-like
Exons: 8
Coding region: 255-1562 (435 amino acids)
Source: RefSeq, a predicted model, not a curated record
AGGCUUUGGGGAGUCGAGGAGAAAAGUUUCGUUUUCCCAAAACUGGCGCCGAGUUUUCAGUUUCGUUUCAGGACCCGAGAGCACAAGUUGGCAUUUCUCCGGGCUGCGUCUGCAGGCUCAGGGCGUCAUUUUGAAAGAGGUGACAGAAGAGGAGGUGUUGAGAGAGCAUCUUAGAGGACUGAAAUACAAAGAAAAGGAGAAAAGCAAGAGUAACGAAAGAAGGAGAUCGGGUGAAAAAAUAAAGAGGUGUCGUCAUGUCUUCUGUCAUUCCACGGCUGGACAAGCAGACGGAGAAGCAGCUCCUCUCCCUAUUUGAGGGGCACGUUAAGUUCAGCCUGCUCUACAAGGGCAGCCUGCAUGGCUUCAGUGUGUCUGAUAUAUUCCAGAAGAGCAUUAAUCAGGGCUGCAUCAUGAUGGUGGGCUACUUGGCAGAUGAUGUCAUAGUGGGAGGCUGCACAAGUCAGUGGCUCAGAGAUCAGUAUGCAGCAUUCAAGGAUGAAAAGGCCUUUUACUUCUACAUUGAGCAGUCUGAGCUGGAUAGGACCUCUGUGAAGUCUGUCACAGCUACCAUCAACAUGAUCAACUUUGAGAAUGGCCUGAAGUUCCAUUUGUCCAAAACAAACACUUCAAAACUAUUUGCCACUAGAGUUGACCUGGAGGAAGAAGAAAAAGUCCUGCAAGAGCUGGAGGUGUACCGGGUGGAAGACCUCGGUGACCUGCUGGACUCCCCCUGGCGAGAGCUGUACUGGGAUGAAGAGAUAAGGGACCAACUGAAAAACUCCAUCAUCAACUACAAGCCUCCCCUUAACUUGGUCUCCAAGACAAAGGUCCUGCUUGUGGGCCCUGUGGGUGCAGGCAAGUCGAGUUUCAUCAGCUCAGUGGGCUCUGUUUUUCAUGGUUGGGUUGCCCUCCGUGCAAUGGUGGGCACGGCGGCGCAGAGUUUUACCAACAUGUUUAGAUCAUACAACAUCAAAACUUCACAAGCUGGAGAACAGAACCCGCUGGUUCUGUGUGACAUGAUGGGAUUGGGAGAAGAAGACCUACCAGGGGUGAAGGUGAACGAUGUGCUGCAGGCAGUGAAGGGGCAUGUGCCCGAGGGGUACAAGUUCAACUCAUCUGAAGCCAUUGGCAGUGACACCAGAGGGUACAUCAGUACGCCGGGCAUAGCAAACAAAAUCGCCUGCGUGGCCUUUGUGGUCGAUGCCAGGAAAGUGCAGACCUACCCUGAUGACAUCCAGGAAGGGCUGCAGGAGCUGCGGCUGAAGAUCCGAGACCUUGGGGUGCCACAGGUGGCUCUGCUGACUCACAUCGAUGAGGUCUGCCACGCCGUCGAUAAGGACGUGAGUCGUGUUUAUGUGUGCCGACACAUCCAAGACAAGGUGACCGCCGCUGGUAAUCUGCUCGGCCUGCCCGUCUCCUGCAUCGUCCCAGUGAGGAACUACUCAUCUGAGCUGGAGUUGGACUGCAGCACCGACAUCCUAAUCCUCAAUGCUCUGGAGCUCAUCCUGCGAUACGCUGAUUUGUUUUAUGAGGAUUACGACUUUUUCAAAGCCAUUCAGUAAUGUGUGUUGGCGUCAGGUUGCCAUCUUAUUAGAAUCAGCAGUUUUAGGCUCAUUUUUGUUUGCUGUGGACACAACGUCCAUUUAUAACAUUUUGUUAACAUUGCCAAGUUGGCUAAACUGGAUGGAGUUUGUUUCGUCUUGGUGGAGAUCUCUGUUACUCUCCUUUGCCCUUUUAUAUUCUUUAUUGUGCCACCUUUGUCAGGAUGCCUCAAAUCCCAGGGUCUUAGCACCGUUUAUAAGGUAUUGGACUUUCUAACUUCUCACCUCCUUCUCUUCUACAUUUAUAACCUCAGGCAAUUACACAGAGUAAAAGACAAGCAGGCGCUAAGUUACAACUUCUGGUAAUAUUCAUAAUGUAAUAACAAUAAGCAAAGUACAAGUGGAAAUUGGCAACUGUACCACCUGAUCAAUGCUGAUGUGUCGUUUCAGGCGGCACACGGACUCGUUUGUCACUUUAAAUGUCUCCGGUUAAGUCAGUCGUUUCUAGUGCGCUUUCUUCAGAACAGGCCUGUCUCAAUAUGGCUGCCAAGCUGUGCUCUUCUUUUCAGGUCCAUAAUGUGUGAGAGAUGCUCCUUCAUUGUGAUGGUGUGACAAAGAAACAGAGGGUGGGGCAAGCAAAUUUGUAGACAUUUUGUCCAAACCCUACAGCCAAUAGGGCGUUGUGGUUCUUAAUGGCUUCUGAUUUAAAACCAAACAGGCAACGUUAGACCACCAGAAUACUGGUGUGACCCAAUGGUCUCACACCUGCCCUCCGAUGCCAUCUGUUGAACUGAUGUUUGCCAGCAGGGUAGUUGGCCUCCAUGAGGGGGUUGGUUGAGAGGGUCCUGCAGAGAGUCACUGGCCAAAUUGGUUUGAGGCGCUUCCCCCAGUACUGUCGUUAAAUUCAAUAUCCUGACGUAGUCCUAAGGUUGGUUUAGUUAAACGUCACACCACUGCUGUUCUUAUCAAUGAUAUACGUUAUAAGUUACAAGUAAAGACAUACGCAAUAUUUAUCAACUCAUACGCAACAUUUCACAGCUCAACAGAGAUGCCCAUUGGACCGCCAUCAUUUGCUCAUUACCCCAGAAACUGACCAGUGUGUGCAGAAGGAAACUUUCUUUGUGUUCAAGGAGACUCAGCCGCCCAGCAGAACCUCCUGGUGGUUACGAAGUGUCGAGUCUGUGGCCACAGAGCACAGAAUGGCGUGACGUGACUUCUUCACUGCGACUCGAUCAGGUGACUUUCCAGCUGGGGUGUUCACAGAGGUGUGCCUACUGUGGCUCAAGUCCCUCCUCUUUCUCCUCAUUGGCCCAAGUGCCCUUUCUCCUGUUAGGCGCUGACCAAUCACGUUCCAGCACACUUCUUAUAGCU